Molecule: messenger RNA, 5113 nt
Organism: Manis javanica (Malayan pangolin)
Lineage: Eukaryota; Metazoa; Chordata; Mammalia; Pholidota; Manidae
Source: RefSeq, a predicted model, not a curated record
UCCUACAGCCGCAUCUGGGGCGCCGCGCCGGCCAGAGGAGAGGCAUGGGGCGCCCGCGGGCCGGGGCCGGGGCCCGGGCCUAGGCGGGCGGACCUGCGAGCGAACCCGAGCGGCGGAGUCCGUGCAGCGCAGCGACCAAGUGGGCCGGAGGCGGCCGAGGCGCUGGGCGCAGGCAAUGCCUUUUGCUCAUUUUCUUACCUAAUUACCCUGGCUGGAACCUCCAAAGCAAGGUUGAAUAGAAUUGGGUAUGGCUUUGACUCCUCGUGGGACAGUCCUAUGAGGCAGAAUUAUCCCACAUGUUCAUGAGGAAACUGAGGCUCAGAAAGGUGAGAUCACCCAAGGCGCUGUUGCCUCCCUCUCUGCCAGGGGCCUGGUGGCCAGAGCUGGUCACUCUGGGCCCUGGAGGGCCCCUGUCCCACGCUGAUUCCCACCAGCACCUCUGAUCAAGUGCCUGGAGGGAUGUGUGUGCCAGCCCUCAGUCCGGCGCCCACUCCUGAUGUGACAGCCUGCUGGUUCCCAUCUUCCCUCUGCACGUAGCUCCCUGGCUGGAUAGUUGCUGCCCGGGAGAGGCAACCCCGGGCACCUCGCUAGGGCGACGGCCCCUGCCACGAGGGCCAGGAUCAUGAAAGGCCUCGGUGACAGCCGCCCCCGCCACCUCUCCGACAGCCUGGACCCACCACACGAACCCCUCUUCACAGGGCCUGACCGCAACCCCUACUUGCUAUCGCCCACCGAGGCCUUUGCCCGUGAGGCUCGCUUCCCUGGGCAGAACACUCUGCCGGGAGAUGGUCUCUUCCCACUCAAUGACCAGCUGCCGCCACCUAGCAGCACCUUCCCCCGCAUCCACUAUAACUCCCACUUCGAGGUGCCAGAGGAGAGCCCCUUCCCCAGCCAUGCCCAGGCUACCAAGAUCAACCGGCUGCCUGCCAACCUCCUGGACCAGUUUGAGAAGCAGUUGCCCAUCCACCGGGAUGGCUUCAGCACACUCCAGUUCCCCCGCGGUGAGGCCAAGGCCCGUGGCGAGAGUCCUGGCCGCAUCCGCCAUCUGGUCCACUCAGUCCAGCGGCUCUUCUUCACCAAGGCUCCCUCACUGGAGGGCACGGCAGGCAAAGUCGGUGGCAAUGGCAGCAAGAAAGGCGGCAUGGAGGACGGCAAGGGCCGGAGGGCCAAGAGCAAGGAGCGGGCCAAGGCCGGGGAGCCCAAACGGCGCAGCCGCUCCAACAUCUCAGGCUGGUGGAGUUCUGACGACAACUUGGAUGGUGAGACCGGUGCCUUCCGCAGCAGUGGCCCAGCCUCUGGGCUGAUGACACUAGGCCGACAGGCAGAACGCAGCCAGCCACGCUACUUCAUGCAUGCCUACAACACCAUCAGUGGGCACAUGCUCAAAGCCACCAAAAACACCACCACCGAGCUGACUACCCCACCACCCCCACCUGCACCCCCGGCCACCUGCCCCAGCCUUGCGGUGGGCACUGACACCAACUAUGUCAAGCGGGGCUCCUGGUCCACUCUGACCCUCAGCCACGCCCAUGAGGUCUGCCAGAAGACUUCAGCCACCUUGGAUAAGAGCCUACUAAAAUCCAAAUCCUGCCACCAGGGUCUAGCCUACCACUACCUGCAGGUGCCUGGCGGCGGCGGCGAGUGGAGCACCGCGCUGCUGUCCCCACGCGAGACGGACGCCGCGGCCGAGGGCCCCAUCCCGUGCAGGCGCAUGCGCAGCGGCAGCUAUAUCAAGGCCAUGGGCGACGAGGACAGCGACGAGUCCGGCGGCAGCCCUAAGCCCUCGCCGAAGACGGCGGCGCGACGCCAGAGCUACCUGAGAGCCACGCAGCAGUCGCUGGGAGAGCAGAGCAAUCCACGAAGGAGUCUGGACCGCCUGGACUCAGUGGACAUGCUGCUGCCUUCCAAGUGUCCAAGCUGGGAGGAGGACUACAACCCGGUCAGCGACAGCCUCAAUGACUCCAGCUGCAUCAGCCAGAUUUUUGGACAGGCCUCCCUGAUCCCCCAGUUGUUUGGCCAUGAGCAUCAGGUACGGGAGGCAGAUCUGAGCGACCAGUAUGAGGCAGCCUGUGAGUCAGCCUGCAGUGAAGCAGAGUCAGCUGCGGCAGAGGCGCUAGACUUACCACUGCCUAGCUACUUCCGCUCCCGCAGCCACAGCUACCUGCGUGCCAUCCAGGCAGGCUGCUCGCAGGAGGAGGACAGUGUCUCCCUGCAGUCCCUCUCCCCUCCGCCCAGCACUGGCAGCCUCAGCAACAGUCGCACGCUUCCAAGUUCAUCAUGCCUCGUGGCAUAUAAGAAGACCCCACCACCAGUCCCUCCACGCACCACGUCAAAGCCGUUCAUCUCAGUCACAGUCCAGAGCAGUACGGAGUCUGCCCAGGACACCUACCUGGACAGCCAGGACCACAAGAGUGAGGUGACGAGCCAGUCAGGCCUGAGCAAUUCAUCGGACAGCCUGGACAGCAGUACCCGACCACCCAGCGUGACACGGGGCGGAGUCACCCCAGCCCCUGAAGCCUCUGAGCCACCCCCAAAACAUGCAGCUCUGAAGAGUGAGCAAGGGACACUAACCAGCAACGAAUCCCACCCUGAAGCCAUCCCCAAGAGGAAACUGUCAUCUAUAGGAAUACAAGUUGACUGCAUUCAGCCAGUGCCAAAAGAGGAGCCCAGUCCCGCUACCAAAUUCCAGUCCAUCGGGGUUCAGGUAGAGGACGACUGGCGAAGCAGUGCCCCCUCUCACAGCAUGUCCUCCCGACGGGACACUGACUCAGACACCCAGGAUGCCAACGACUCAAGCUGUAAGUCAUCUGAGAGGAGUCUCCCGGACUGUACCCCACACCCCAACUCCAUCAGCAUUGAUGCUGGCCCGCGGCAGGCCCCUAAGAUUGCCCAGAUCAAGCGCAACCUCUCCUAUGGAGACAACAGCGACCCUGCUCUAGAGGCAUCCUCGCUGCCCCCUCCCGACCCCUGGCUUGAGACCUCCUCCAGCUCCCCAGCAGAGCCAGCACAGCCAGGGGCCUGCCGCCGAGAUGGCUACUGGUUCUUGAAGCUACUUCAGGCAGAAACAGAACGGCUGGAGGGAUGGUGCUGCCAGAUGGACAAGGAGACCAAAGAGAACAACCUCUCUGAAGAAGUCUUAGGAAAAGUCCUCAGUGCUGUGGGCAGUGCCCAGCUACUAAUGUCCCAGAAAUUCCAGCAGUUCCGGGGCCUCUGUGAGCAAAACUUGAACCCUGAUGCCAACCCACAUCCAACAGCCCAGGACCUGGCAGGGUUCUGGGACCUGCUACAGCUGUCCAUCGAGGACAUCAGCAUGAAGUUUGAUGAACUCUACCACCUCAAGGCCAACAGCUGGCAGCUGGUGGAAACCCCCGAGAAGAGGAAGGAAGAGAAGAAACCACCACCUCCAGUCCCAAAGAAGCCAGCCAAAUCCAAGCCGGCAGUGAGCCGUGACAAGGCCUCUGACGCUGGGGACAAGCAGCGCCAGGAGGCCCGCAAGAGACUCCUGGCGGCCAAGCGGGCAGCUUCUGUGCGGCAGAACUCAGCCACAGAAAGCGCGGACAGCAUCGAGAUUUAUGUCCCCGAGGCCCAGACCCGGCUCUGAGACCAGGAUGCAAACAAUUUUAAAUCAUUAAAAAGAAAACUAAAUGUGAAUAGAACAAAAUUUUCUCAACCUUUAAUUAUGUCUAGAGACCCUGAGCCAACUUCCAAAUUGAUGCAUACAAGGGCUCACAAUUUGGCUUUUUUGGGUCCCUCCCAGCUUUAGGUUCUGAAGACUUCACUCAAAAAGUCAACAGAAAGAUAAAACUGUAAAACUUUGUUUUCCUCUUGCUGGCCAUGGUGGACUAGAUAGAUGGACUUCUUCGGCAACCUCCCCAGCCCAGCCUCGAGACUGCAGUCUUUUUACUUGUUCUGUCUAAUGAGAACUUAAACUAGCUUGUUUACAAGACUACGACAGUCCAAGGGCAGCCUUGGGCACCUGCCAUGUCCUUCCUUUUCCAGGCGCCUCCGGCUCUGACCUUGCAGUUUUCAUUCCUGCAUUUUUCUCUUUCCUCUUCAGAACUCAUACAGGGGCUACCAUCCUAGCUAUGGGCUCUCUGGUCUCAGCCCUUUGAGCCCAGAGGACAGAAAGAUGGACACUCAUCCCCUCCCCCCCAAGUGCUCACACACAGCCUCUCACACGUGUGCAGACCGAGGCCCUGCUGCCAUCCCUAGCCCCGGGCACGGGGCCUCGCCUCUCUGAGAGGAGGAGGGUUUAAGUCUUUGAGUGGGGGAAUAAGAUAAAAGCCACAGUUACCACACCCCAGAUGUCUGCCUUUUUCUUCUCUCCAGCCUCUUCUUCCUUCAGCAAAAAGUUACGGCUCACAGUGACUUACAGGGGGCACUCAAGAGUGGGACCCCAUUUUUAAGGGGUUGUCUGUCCCUGGCCAAGCCUGUGUACAGCACCCAAGGGGCAGGCAGCUGUCCGUAUGUAUGUGUACAUAUGCACAUAGACCUUAGAGUGUAUAUUUAACAAAUGCCCCUCUGCUCACCCAUGCCCACCAGCGCCACCGCUGGCUCUCGGGGCACCUGGCAGGAGGCGGGUGUGUGAAUAGCAUAUAUUUUUACAUGUACUAUAUCUAGGUGUGUGUACAAGUGUGUGUAAAAAUAUAUACCUGUGUGUAACAGCCCUUAUAAUUUGGUCUCCCACCUGCCCUCCACUGUGGGCCCAUCUAUUUUUUUACCCCAGUCAUCUUUCUCUCUCCCCUGCCCCACAGCCCCACUCCCAGGGUGUCAUGAGCCCCAAGCUGCAAUGGCCUGAGCCUGCAGGGUGGGGGGAGGGCAGGGGGAGUGUGAGGCCCGGCCCGCAGCGAGCUCAGUGUACGAGGGCUGCUCUGUGCCGUGUACAGACAAUGGCACUAAAGACAUUCUCGUGGCCGGCACUUGCUGCAGGGGCCCUGGGGGAACUGAGGGCCUGCUCUGGGGCCCCAUUUCAGCUUGGCCGCCGUCUGUGACCUUGGGCAAGUCACUUGACCUCUGUGUGCCUCAACUUCCUCCUCUGUAAAGUGGGGACAGUCCCUGCCCCUCCCUACCUCACAGGCAUGUUGUGAGAAUAAAUGAGGUAAUGUGUACCCAG